This is a messenger RNA of Funneliformis geosporum, 1641 nucleotides long. NCBI's taxonomy places the organism in Eukaryota, Fungi, Glomeromycota, Glomeromycetes, Glomerales, Glomeraceae. The record is from the annotation of a GenBank genome assembly.
AUGGGUGUUGAUGAUAUACUUGAUUUAUUGCAAAAAGAGUCUAAAACCUAUAACAACAAUGAACAAGAGGAAUUUGCUGUUUGGGAAGUUUUGAACUCCAGUUUGUUACAGCUUAGGCGUGAAUUAUGGAAAGAUGGAAAAAUCGUUAGUUUUGUCGUCAAGAAGAUUUGUAACAUUUAUAUCUCUUGUAAAAAUAUGAGUGGGUCAACAUUUUCCUCUACAACAACCUCCUUUCAUUCGUUUCCCUCUGCACCAUUACUUUACUAUCGGUUCAAUUCAUCAUCGACACAAACAUCUCAAACUUCACCAUUGAACCUAUUAGUUGACCCACAACAAUCGCGAUGCUUUUUUACGGUUAUACCUUCCGAAAUAUUCGUUGAAAUUUGUCGAUUCCUUACCCCAUGGGAUUUGGAUGCAAUUUCACUCGUUUGCAGUAAAUUUCAUGAAUAUUUAACAUGUCCCACUUCAUCCACGACCAUGAAUAUAUGGCGUACUUCAAGAAAAAGUACGAUAUUUUUCCCACAAUUACCCCUACCCGAAGGUAUGAACGAAAGGGAUUAUUGUUUAGUCUCCAUGUUGGAAAGGGGUUGUCAAUUUUGUAAUGAAAAAUUCGAUAAUAUAAGAAUUUAUUGGAUUUUUCGCGUUCGGUCUUGUUGGAAUUGCAUAAUGGUUCGAACCAUACGUAUAUCACAGAGGCAAUCGGUCCCAAAUUUUACAGCCGGUUUACCGUAUGCAACCUUUCGAGAAGAAGGAAUGUUUGGUUAUCAAUGUAAGGCAUUUUGGAAGUCAGACUUUCGGUUUGCUGAAAUUGAAUUAUCAAAAAUAAAAAAAUCAGAACGGAUGAAUUGGAUCGAGGAAAAGCGAGCUAAAUGCGAACAUUUAUUAACGGAUGCCUUAGAACGGGAAAAAGCCGAAAAAGAUUCCCGAAAGUUACAUAAUCAUGCGAAAUCGGAUAAGAUUAAAAAUUUUAGUUGUAAACUGAUGCGCAAUGCUUGUUACAGUUUUAAUAAACUACGUUUAUGUCCAACUUUCGCUGAAACGAUCGCCUUACCAAAUCAUUUAUUUGUAAAGUUUACAUUUACAAAUUGGAAGGAUAAAAUAAUUAAAGAAUACCACGAGGAAGAAAAAAAGGAUUCAAUUCGUUUUAAAUAUCAUCAAAUUGACAAAAGAUUAUUGGAUAUGCUUGGUCCGUUAAUCAAUUGGAAGGAACAUUGCGCGACAUAUAAGUCGCCACCUUACAUUGACCAAGAUCCAAGAAAUCCAUGGAGCGAAGAAUUUAUCGAAUUUGUCAUCAUACCAAAAAUAGUAAAAGAAGCUAUUUUAUGUGAGGAAAAGGCUAAAUUUGCGAAGGCUGCGUUGCAAUUAGUUGAAAAUUUAAUUUUCAAAAAGGUUGUCGAUGUAAAAUCUGCAAUUGCAUUUGGAUUAGGAGGAAAUAUUAUCGAAAACCAUCUAAAAAUAAGUCAUGGACAUUUAGAUUUAGAAUGUAUUGAAAUAGACUAUAAUAUAAUGUACAACAAAUAUUUCAAGAAUUAUUCCAUUAAUUGGUUUGAGACAGGAAGGUAUCCCUACAAUUUGUCGCAAGAAUUUAUGAACAUUUUAAAACGAUAUCAAAUGCCAUGGUGGGAAACUCAAACUAUUUAA